UUUGAAUGUCUGUACAACGAAAAGUCUAGGUGAUUAUUAAUUAUAACACUAAUCACAGCAUGCAGUAUUAUUUGUAUUUUCUGCUUUAUCCAACAAACUAUAUGUGUACAGCACAAUAGGCUUAGAUUUAGAAUACUGUAAUCCACUUGUGAAAGUGAACGCCUUUUCUGUCUAUUGUAUUUCAGGAUUCAGUGAAAAUGUGCACAUACGUACGUGAGAACAUGUAUCCAUGUUUAUUUAAUGAGUAACAAUGCUAAUAUAUAUUGUACUAUAAUAAUAACAACUGAAUAACACUACACUGGACAGCUUAUUCACCUUUUUAAUAUAUUCAUUGGAUUACACUUAUUUAAUGGAAGUGGAUACAUACUCAUUAUCUGUUGAACAGUUAUUAACUUGAAAUUAUUCAAUAGACAGUGUACACGUUUCAAUUUUUUAUGCAAUAAGCAGAAAAGUAAAGUGAAACGUACACAUACAUGAAAACAUAUCUACACACAGAUACGCAUAAACUGAGUUAUGUAUACUCUGUCUGUAUUAGUAGUAGUAUAAGUAGUAUCAUCAUAGAUUUUUCUUCCACAUAUGUAUACACUUAUUUAAAGCUCAAAAACACCACAUAAACUUUAUUAGAAAUCAUUAUAGUAAUUAUAAAGUGUUUAAUCAAAUCAACAUUCGGUCUACCAAGUACUUCACAUUGAAAGUUUCUCAUUUCAACGUAAGUUUAACAAUAAAAACAACAAUGAAAAUUUAGUUCAUUUUUGUAUUCUGAUGCAUAUUGAGUCUUGUCAUUAAUAAUUUUUUUUUUUUUAAAAUGGAUGUUUUCACGAUUUACCAUUAGUCGAGUUUUUCUCGUCUCCUUUUUCUUUUCUUUUCUGGUUUGUUUACAAAAUGACCUGUACCACUAUCAAACUGAUCAAACAAUCAACCCUAUUUUUGUUCACCAACAUCAAAUAAACAACUAUAAAAACAACAAUAAACGAACAUUUAACAAUAUACUUAAAUUCAAAUAAAUUUCAUACCUAUAAAUUUGUAGAUCUUUAGUUGCUGUGAUUGUCCAAAGAUGCAUGUGAAAUGUCGUAAGGAGAUUGAACAACACCAACAGUUGAUUGCAGAACUACAAGAACAGUUAGUUGCUAAAAAUAAACGAAUCUCUGAGUUGACAAGUUUACUGGAUAAAUAUCAAAGUGUAUUCAGUUUGUCAAGUUCACUAUCUACGCCUACUGCAGUCGUUAAAACACAACAACAAUCAUCUCACAUGGAUGCGAGUAAUGCAUUAUUCGGAUUUGGUGGAAGUGUGCCACCACAUGGUAAUGAUUUAACUGUUCAAACAAGAAAACGUGGUAUCGGGAUAUCGGCUGAACCGCAGAAUGAAGAUGAAAUACAAUCGAAAGAGCUUAAAUCACAUCCAAAAUCAGAAAAUGUCAGGAAGCUUAUUAAAGGUGCUAUUAUGGAGAAUGAUUUCAUGAAUCAUAUUGCAUUGAGUCAACUUAGUGAACUUAUUGAUUGCAUGUAUAGUAUUGAGUUUACUGCUGAAGAAGUGAUCAUCAGUGAAGGCGAUUUUGGCUCAUUGGUCUAUGUAUUAGCUGAGGGACAACUGGAAAUUUCAAAAGAUGGCCGGAAACUCAGAGUUCUAGAUCGUCCAACAGUAUUGGGUGAAUUGGCUGUUCUCUAUAACUGUACAAGAACUGCAAGCGUUAAAGCUCUCACAAAUGGAAUACUUUGGGCCAUCGAUCGAGUAUCAUUUCAAACUAUAUUAAUGAGAAAUCACUUACAGAAACACAAUGAUUACAUAACAUUUCUUAAAAGUGUACCAACCUUCAGUAAUUUACCAGAUGGAACAAUAUCAAAACUAGCUGAUCAACUCAAUGAGGUAACCUAUCGUCCAAAUGAAUACAUUAUACGUCAAGGUGCAAGAGGAGAUAACUUUUAUAUCAUAGCUGAUGGUCACGUGAAGGUAACAAUUUAUCCAACAUCAGAAAAUGGAACGAUUGACCGUUCGAAAGAACCUCAGUUUGUUCGAACACUAGGAAGAGGUGAAUGGUUCGGUGAAAAGGCUUUAACCGGUGAUAACUUACGCACAGCCAAUAUAAUUGCAACUGGAGAUGAAGCAGUAACAUGUCUCUCUUUAGAUCUUGAAUCAUACAAUCUACUGAUUGGGGAUCUGGAUGGAUUGAAGCGACGCUAUUCUCAAGUAAAGCCAGAAGAAAUAAAAUUAGGAGAAUUUAAAACAGAAUAUCAAAAUAUACAAUUAGAUGAUUUACAAAUUAUUUCUACUUUGGGUGCUGGAGGAUUCGGUCGUGUUGAACUUGUCUGUGUAGAUGGUGAUAAGACAAAAACAUAUGCUUUGAAAAAAAUGAAAAAACAGCAUAUAGUUGAAACUAAACAGGAGGAACAUGUGAUGAAUGAACGUAAUAUCAUGCUACAUACUGACUCCCCUUUCAUUGUACGAUUAUGUAAAACAUUCAAAGACAAAAAAUAUCUUUAUCUACUUCUUGAAGUAUGUCUGGGUGGUGAACUGUGGUCACUGUUAAAAGAAAAGUACUUUUUCUCUGAGGAAGCAACACAAUUCUAUGUGGCAUGUGUUGUCGAAGCGUUGGAUUAUUUGCACAGGAAAAAUAUUAUCUAUCGUGAUUUGAAACCAGAAAAUAUUAUUCUGGAUACACAAGGAUACUGUAAACUAACAGACCUUGGAUUCGCUAAGCAAUUACCAUAUGGAGCUAAAACCUGGACAUUUUGUGGAACACCAGAAUAUAUGGCACCAGAAGUUAUACUGAACAAGGGUCAUGAUGCUGCUGUAGACCACUGGUCACUAGGUGUUUUGUUGUUUGAAUUAUUGACAGGACUACCGCCGUUUGAAUCACCAGAUACAAUGCGUACAUAUGGAAUAAUACUUAAAGGGAUAGAUGCUGUCAAUUUUCCAACGAAGAUGUCUAAGAACGCUCAAUGUUUGGUUAAAAAACUUUGUCGUGAAAAUCCAGCUGAGCGAUAUGGUGUGGGCAAAGAUGGACUACGAGAAAUUGAAAAACAUGUAUGGUUUGAAGGGUUUGACUGGGUUGGAUUACGCAAACGCGCCUUAAAAGCACCCCAUGAAAGACAGGUAACAUCACAGAGUGAUCUACGACAUUUUGAUGCGUACCCAGAAGAAACAGAGGAACCAGAAGAUGAGAUAUCCGGAUGGGAUGAGUCAUUUUAGCUGGAUAUAAGUUCAGUAGGACAGAAAAUAGACAACAAUGAACUGAAUAUUUUUUUCGUGAUGUAUUUUAUACCCUCUUUAUAGGCGACGAGAAAAAUAAACUAUCUUCCACACAUUUAUACAUAUACAUUAAACCUUUACAUACAUUAUGCCUGCUAACUAUCCUUUUACCGUUAAUUAAAAUAUUUUGCUGAAAUCAUAAAAGGAGUGAUGUAAGUGAGUGUCCGUAACUAAGCUACGAAAUAUUUCUUGACCAAUGAACAAAUAAGUAACUUCAAGGAAGACCUUUUGUGGUAAUUCAUUAUGUUGUUCUCUACACUUGGUUAGAUGGAAUCUAAGAGGAUACGCUACAUUGCUAAGUGGAUAUUUAGGAAACAAUGUCAAUACAAAACAUCCACGAACAUGAUGUUUGAAGUCAGAAAAGAUAAACUAACUCUAACUUAGUUAUAUGUAUGUGGAAACCAGCCUACCAAGGGGCUAGUGAAACUUUGAUUCUCGUCAUCAUUCUGAUUUUUCAUCGUUUAUCAUAGCAGAGGUUUUUGAAUUUAUAUUGUGAUCGUCUCCUUGAUAGAGCUUUUUAUGGCGAAGUCUAGCAUUUGGUUGCUUUGGGGGGGUAAUAAUUAUUUGCAAAAGCUAUUAUAUCAACCAUAUGCAUAAACUCAUAAGCGUUCCACGUUCACAUGUGCACAUUAUGACUUUAAAACUACUAGCAAUAUGUUUUACUCCUAACAUUAUUGAAUGGUCUACAUUUUUUAGUCUCUAUGUCAAACAAUCCUCUGUCUUGUGCUGCAAUUAAUUAACAAAGAAGCGUACUUUUGAGUUUGUAAAACGAGAUUUUCCUCAUUCCAUUAAACUAGGUUAAUUAUUGUUUAAUGAUACUUGUAAUUUCCGUUACCAUACUUGGUCGAAUUGUUCUACUUAUUACAUAAACUAUGAUCAAGAUUUGAUCGUAUAGUAUGGCAAAUAUUGGGCGCUGAGUAAAAGGUUGACAUGAGAUAUAGAAUUGUAUUUGUGUAAAUCACAGCGGGUUUGAAAUCAAAUAAUUCCAACGUUUUGCACGGAAGUCUGGUCUGAGCUUCUUCAGGGAAAUAAUCAAAAUUAAAAUAUCAAGGAUAUAUAAAUGAAUUCAAAAAAGUAUAUUUAAUCUCCUCGUCCAAUCCUCUUAUGGUCAUUGUCUUUCUAAAUUAUGACAAUUAAUCAUUCAGUGU
Heterobilharzia americana is the source of this 4395-nucleotide messenger RNA. The record is from the annotation of a GenBank genome assembly. Lineage: Eukaryota; Metazoa; Platyhelminthes; Trematoda; Strigeidida; Schistosomatidae.